AUGGAAUCUCAACCGAAAGUGUCUGUCGAGGAGAAGCACAAUCUACCCCAGCCCUUGAAUAGUACUCCUACUCCAACUCCACCCUUGGUCAAUUUACCAACAACGAAUACUGUUUCCAGUAAUUUUGUAUUCGGACAAAACAUCUCCGAACGUGUGACUAAUGCAAGUGUAAUGCCGUUGUCAAAAGAAACUUCUACCUCUAGUGGGACAUGCGGGCAGGAUACCGGUGAGGAUCACGAAAUUGUAGAAAUUACACCAUGUCUAACCACCCUCACGGACUCGGCCAACGCAGUAGCAGCAGAGCUACGCGAGAAAUCGUCGCCACUGUCCAGCGAAAUUCCCCAAGAGCCUAUAGUGACGGGUGAAGAAGGAGAAUGCACCGUGCUCAAGACUUAUUGUCGGUUCUAUGACUUUGAUCGAGAAAAACAGCUGUGGGUGGAAAAAGGCAAUGCCUAUGUUCAUCUGAAUGAUAUCCCACUCUCGAAGGUCGGAAACGAUACCUCCUUAACGGCUACCGUACGACCUCCCACAGGGCCACCGGCACGUUCCCGAUUGGUUGCUCGGGUUUGCAAAACGCUCAAGUUGUUGGCUAACACACCUGUGUGGUCUGGGUUGACCGCGGCAAUGGCGGACGAGCGGUCAAUCCGACUGACUACAAUUUGUUCUGCAGUUGGUGAAGAAAUGCCUGGAGCAGAACGUCAGUCCUUGGAAUCCCAAUCCAAGCCGGAAUUUCGGGCCUAUUUGCUAGUUAUGCGUUCACCGAACGAUGCGACCCGUCUGUACCAGGCUCUCCUGGCUCGGAAGAAUAUCACUGCACUGACCAGUGCGAGCUAUGGAGAAUCCGCAGAUACCGGGGAAUCCAAUUCCGACAGCAGUUCGGCUUAUGGCUCUAAUGAGACCGGAGUCUGUUUGGUCCCUGAAUCGGAAGCGGUGGAACAAGGUUCAGCCUGA
Echinostoma caproni is the source of this 951-nucleotide messenger RNA. The record is from the annotation of a GenBank genome assembly. Lineage: Eukaryota; Metazoa; Platyhelminthes; Trematoda; Plagiorchiida; Echinostomatidae.